UUUUGGUACAUCUGGAAGAACAGUAUUACUCAACUCCAAAUAUUUCCAAAUAAGAACUGACGCUUCCGGUGGCAGCAUCAUAAAAGGGCUGAAGAACACAAGCUCCGAGUUUAGAUUUGCUGACUGUACAGACCCAGCAAGAGUAGAGCGAGAUGGCUGCUGUGUUGGUGUUGCUCAUGGCAGUGCUGGUUUCGGGAGACGUAACCUGUCCCGACGGAGGAAACUGCACAGAUGGUGAAACCUGCUGUAAACAAGAAAGUGGGUACAGCUGUUGUGCGUAUCCCAAUGCUGUCUGUUGUCCAGGAGAGACCCAUUGCUGUCCAGAAGGGUUCCGCUGUAAUGCACAGAAUGACUCGUGCGAAAGGGUGGCUCCGGCAGAUGGAGCUGAGCUCCAGACCAGUAAGGCAGUCUUUUCUCCUGGUCAGUACUGUCCCGAUGGUACAUUCUGCUCUGCUGGUAUGGAGUGUUGCCAGAUUGGUGUACCAUGGACUUGCUGCUUCAAAACGUUUGCUGCCAUGAGGCCACUGCAGCCUCGCCCUGCCACAGGAGGAGACGUGGUGUCUCACAUGCCCCCCUACUUAUGUCCCAAUGGCAGAGUCUGUAAUUUUGGUUCACAUUGCUGCUUUUCGGAUCAGGGUUGGUCUUGCUGUUUCACGCAUGUACCUUAUGGGGAACACAAAAAGCCAGACUCUGACAGCUUAUCCACAGAAUUAAUUGACACCGGUGUUUACUGUCCUGAUGGUUCUACGUGUAUACCUGGUAAAAAGUGCUGCCUGACGCAAUGUGGAUGGCGUUGUUGUAUAGCAAAGCUGUCUUUACAGAGUGAACAGACGGCUAAUGCUCGUCUAUCCAUUCCAGCUCAUUCUCUUAAACCCGCUGUGUCUGUGGUAACCUGUGAUGCUCACAGGAGCUGUCUUAGUGGCCAAACAUGCUGCAGAGGCUCUACAGGCACCUUUUCAUGCUGCCCAUUCCCUAAGGGAGAAUGCUGUCGUGAUGGAUCCAGCUGCUGUAAUCAUGGUGCUGGAUGGUCCUGUGGUCCCAAAGGCACCUGCGUCUGGGGCGGACUGAUCACUCCGCGGAAAAGGACCCUACCUGAGCAGUGAUGGACUGACCAGUGAUGGACUGUCCUUGUACAAGGGGCCUGCUGCUCUUGGAUCUUCCUGAUAAUCUAUAAUGAUUUGCGAUGGCUUCUGUCUAUAUAAACACACAAAUAAUCUCUUCUGCUGAGUUAUAUCAUAACCAUUAUGUUCCUGCGACUUCAUUUAGUCAGCUGUGAGCAGCGAUGGAGUAACUCUGCUGAUAAUUUCAAACACAUGUAUUCAAGUUGUUCCAAUAAAUUCACAUUGCAAAUA
Colossoma macropomum (tambaqui) is the source of this 1352-nucleotide messenger RNA. RefSeq names its product progranulin-like. Gene Ontology annotation, cellular component: extracellular region. NCBI's taxonomy places the organism in Eukaryota, Metazoa, Chordata, Actinopteri, Characiformes, Serrasalmidae. The transcript has 9 exons. The record is from RefSeq and is a predicted model, not a curated record. Bases 153 to 1103 code for a protein of 316 amino acids.